UGGCUCAGUUGGGGCCAGGGCGCGGGCGGCUCCGGGACGGCGGGGAGAGCUGCGGCGAGGGGGCGGCGGCGGCGGCGGCGACGACGACAACAUCCGCAGCACCAUCACCAUCACCACCAACUGGGCCGUCCCGUACCACGGAGGCACCGCACCGCCGGGGAUAAGGACAGGGAGGGACAGGGCAGAGACUCGCCCGGCAAGCGCCCGCGGACCCCGGCAGCCGCCGCCGGCCCUGGAACCACCGAGGACGAAGUCUGUUUGGAGCCAAUCCUGUCUAUGUGUGUGUCAUUUUGUCUCUUUUAAUACACUGCCCUGACUUGCUUGCUGCGAAGGGAGUAUGCAUCUGGAGAUCAAAGUUGCUCUUAACUUCAUCAUCUCAUACCUGUACAACAAGCUUCCUCGGAGGCGGGCAGACCUGUUUGGUGAAGAGCUAGAGCGCCUGCUGAAGAAGAAAUAUGAGGGUCACUGGUACCCAGAGAAGCCUCUGAAGGGAUCUGGCUAUCGCUGUGUUCAUAUAGGGGAGACCGUGGAUCCAGUGGUAGAGCUGGCAGCCAAGCGGAGCGGGCUGGCUGUGGAGGAUGUGCGUGCCAAUGUGCCAGAAGAGCUGAGUGUCUGGAUCGAUCCUUUUGAGGUUUCCUACCAGAUCGGUGAGAAGGGCUCUGUUAAGGUCCUCUACCUGGAUGAUAGCGAGGGCUGCAGUGCCAUGGAGCUGGACAAAGAAAUCAAGAGCAGCUUCAACCCUGACGCCCAGGUAUUCGUCCCCAUCGGCAGCCAGGACAACUCGCUGUCCAACUCUCCGUCCCCCUCCUUCGGCCAGUCGCCCAGCCCCACCUUCAUCCCUCGCUCUGCCCAGCCCAUCACUUUCACCACUGCCACCUUUGCUGCCACAAAGUUUGGCUCUACCAAGAUGAAGAAGGGCGGAGGAGCCGGAGGAGGGGGUGGUGCAGCAGGGGCUGGGCAGCAGCCGAGGAUGGUCAGGUCUCCCACCACCAAUCUGCUGAAGCACAAGGGUCUCUCCCUGUCUAUGCACUCUCUGAACUUCGUCGGCAGCGCUGGGAGCCAAGCCCCGCAGUCACAGCUCUCCCCCAACGCCAAGGAGUUCGUUUACAGUGGCGGGUCACCGGGAGCCAGCAGUCUCUUCUUCGAUGGCGUUGCCAGCGAAAGCCAGGCCAGCAGCAUCCCACCGGCAUCACAGUUCAACACCGGCACAGGUGGUACCUUUGAUAUGGCUCAGGUCUUCGGUGGCAGCACCAACAGCCUCUUUUUGGAGAAGUCUCCCUUCGUGGAAGGACUCAGCUACAACCUGAAUGCCAUGCAGUAUCCCAGCCAGUCGUUCCAGCCUGUCGUCCUGGCCAACUGAACACACGGAAGGAGGGUAUUUUGGGGUGGGGAGGGAGGGGGAAACAAGAACUAAACAAACAAACAAACAAGAGGGGGAGAAAAGAAAAAUAGAAAUAUACAGAAAAUAUUCAAAUCUUAUAAAUAUAGCUUCUUGGGAAAAGAGAGAGCCCAGUGUUGUUGUGCUGUGCUGGCAACGCUCCUGAAGCACUGACUUGUUUUUUAACUCAGUCCCUGUGCUUUUUUCCUACUCACUUUUUUACUCCUUAAACGAGUCUUGGGAUUUUUUUGGUUUGUGUUCUCCCUUCCCCCACCACAGCCCAGGACUGGUGCAACCAUAGGUCGCGAUGCUCCUGAUUCCCAGCACCCUUCCCCAGCGCUGGACACAGGGUCCUUCCACCUGGGUGUAGGGUUGUUUUCCUACCACCUUGCCGGAGGAGGGAUGGGGAGAGGAUGAGUCAGUGUCGGUGGAGAUACACACGCUCUUGCUAUGUGCCAGCCAGAAAUGGGUGGGUGGGCUUGCUUUUCUGUUACGGCUCUGCGUGUAGACGGAGAGCAUCUAGUUGCGCCCACAGGCGCAGACCGUUGUGCUGUUGUUGCUCCAGGCUCUCCAUCCUGGGCUGGCGUCAGCUGUUCUGUCUGUGCUGAAAAGCACUAACUCUUCUUCUCGACCGCCCCCCUUGGCACAUAGCAAGGAGGGAAGCAGUACUGUGAAAUGGCUUCUUCCUGCUCCCUGCCUCAGCUGCGCUUCCAGCCGUGGCUGCAGGAGAGCACCACUAUGAAAUGAGUGAUUCUGGUUACCGUCCUCCUCUGGGUGUGAGCAAGGGGCCUUCCUGUGCCCUCUUGGGUCUCUCAGGUCAGUCCAGGUGACCUUGUGCUGUGGAAGCACCCACCUGCUUGUUCCUGUGGCUGGGGGAGGUGGUGCUGAGCCAAACAGCACCGCUUGAAUCCUGCCCCUGCUUCCCAGAGGUUCUUCCCAGCAGCAGGGGCCAACGUCCAGCAGUGGCCGUCUGGGCCCGAGUUCUCAUUCCCUGCUGUGAAUUCCUCUUCUUGCCUCGGAGAGGGAAUUCCUUUCUUAGCUAGAGAGGCAGCACUACUUUUGAGGAAGAGAAAGGACUAUAUUGUUGAAGCUGCUCUCUUGAGUGGUAGUGUUAAGGGUGUGUGCCUUCAGCCAGUCACGCCUAACUAAAUCCCCUCUCCUGCCCUUCUGGAGGAGAUGGCUGAUCUGGUGUGGAAGGGAAGCACCUAAACUCAUCAUUCCAACCAGAUGACGUCAGUGUGGAUGGUGGCAGCAGAGUGGGGACAGGUGCUCUGAAGGUGAGUGGCUGUCCCAGCAUGUAGAUGUACAGAGCUCCCUGCCACAGGGCCAGGAUCUGGGAACACUCCUGCAGCUUUCCCUGGGAUGAUGUGCUGCAGUUGGGCGGUAGUGGCUUUUCAGCUAGGUUGUUUCUGUGUUGGAGACUCCAAAACCCACCUUCAGGGGAAGCUGAAGGAAGGAAGCUUCUUGUCCAGGCAGGGUGGAGGCUUUCUAGUUGGGAAGGAGAUCUCCUUGGAGGCAGUUGUGGGAGUAUGGAAGCGUGUGAAGAGGAGAGAGGUGGAGAUGAUAAAGAGUUCAGUCUUUGAAGUUCUCAUUUUAAAAGAAAAAUAAGCUUUUUUGCUGCCUCGCAAACUUGAGGUUUAGUUUUCUUCUAAUGAUGUCUCUGGAGCACCCUCUGCAACUCACCUCUCCGGUAUCUUUAAAACCAAUGUGUGCUUCCAAGACAUCCCUGUUUCAAGGAAGAUGGGCUUUAACUUAUGCUUUUCCCACUCCCUUUCCCAAAGCCCAGAUGAAGGCACUCCAGCCCUCUUGUAGCUGUGUUGCCAGUGAGCCUUUGCAGAGGUGAGGGGCCGUCCCAGAGAGACGGCCACUGCCCGGAGCUCUUUAAGGAGAGUUGCCAGCACGGCCUUCCCCUUGUUGGGUGACUGGAAGAAGCAGGGUUCCAACCUUGCACCCAGCGUGGGUUCUGGAGCUGGCUGCUGUCAUCAAGCUACAACCAACGCAGCGGGUGAGCAAGGAGAGCGGAGCCCACUGGCUUCCCCCAAACUGGUGCCUGCAGCCUCAACCCUAGGACAAAAUGCUGAGAAAUGGCCGAGCCGUUGGGUUUCCCUUUUUCUUUUUGACACCUUCACUUACAGAUGUUACCACUGCCACCCCAUCCUCCUUCCCAGGAGUGUGGUGCCGACUGCCAGCCCACUUGCCACACUGGACUGAGGGCCACUGGUCCAAUUUGCCCCCCUGUUGUCCCCUGCAUCUGGCAAAGUCACCUGUCCACGGGACAGCAUCCUCUCCUCCACACAAGGAGGGAGGGGAGAGGUGGAGAUGCCCCCCAGCCCCCCGCUUGUGUGUGUGAAGCUUUGAUGCCGCUUUGCCCUGCCACGCGUAUUCUACCUGCUGUACAAAUAGUGGUGCGAGUGGAAGGAGGAAAAGAGGAGGGACCAACCUCUUUGUAUUUUAAAAGGAAAAAAGCGUGCUUCAGAAACGAUCCUCCAGCAUCAGGCAGCAAUGGAAACUAACGGCCUUUUUGGGUCUUUUCUAGUCUUGGAUGUAGGCGUUCAGCUUCAAUUUUA
Messenger RNA from Cuculus canorus (common cuckoo), 3945 nucleotides. It is a transcript of the gene TOB2, whose product is annotated as transducer of ERBB2, 2. NCBI's taxonomy places the organism in Eukaryota, Metazoa, Chordata, Aves, Cuculiformes, Cuculidae. The coding region runs from base 338 to 1360 and encodes 340 amino acids. Gene Ontology annotation, cellular component: cytoplasm; nucleus. Gene Ontology annotation, biological process: regulation of gene expression. Gene Ontology annotation, molecular function: transcription corepressor activity. The transcript is spliced from 2 exons. The record is from RefSeq and is a predicted model, not a curated record.